UUGUGUAUCUAUGGACCUAACCUCAUUAUUUGUCAGUGAUGUUUUUGAAAAACAACUGGGAAGGGAGAAUUACAAUAGGAUUACGUUAUACGAUACUCAUGUGAAUCAUUUUGUUGAAUUAGUUAUGAAAUUUAAUAACUCAAGUACAAUAACUAUAAAUGUAACGAAGACGCUGAAAUCUGCAUAUGUAGAUACAUAAUUAUUUUUAUGUCCUUUCCAAGAGAAAAUUUAUAUUUAUAUUUAAUUAGUAAUCUUAACUUGUUAAUAGCUGGAAGGGUUAUAAAAUGACCGACGGAGAAAGCAAUAAGUACGAGGGCUAUAGGCAGAGUCUUGGGUCAGAUGGAGAUUAUGAUGAUGAAUUGGGAGUACCCGACUCCAUUAAAAUCGUGGACAUUGGGGACGGGCCUGUCGCCAUAGAGAACUCUGAUGAUGAGUUAGAAGAAGAGGAUGUAGAUGGCUGUAUUCCUUUUAAUCAAGUUCAGGAUUAUGUGAAAUUUAGUUCUCUUAAUAGAAACGUUUAUGUGCCAGGCGAGGAUGUGGUUGUCACGUUCCUGGAUUAUGAAAGAAACCUAACCUCGCAUAUGCUAAACCCUAAUUUGUACACAAUUUCAGUUGUGCAUGGUCAAUUCUCAUGGUCAAUCAAGAAGAGAUAUAAGGAGAUUCAGAGUUUGCAUCAGGAUUUGAUCCUCUUUCGGACUGGUCUUAAUAUCCCACUUCCCAGUAAAACCCACAAAAACAAGAGGCAAACGUUUAAAGAUGUGGUGCCGAAAACGAAUAAAGGGAAAAGAAAAGCGGCAUUGCCGAGGUUUCCGAAGAAACCAGAAUUCUUGGUGCAAUAUGAGAAAAUACCAAACCGCAUGAAGCAACUGGAGAGUUACCUGAAUAACUUGUUGUCCAUUACUAUUUACAGGAACCAUCCUUCUAUGCUGAAUUUUCUCGAAAUAUCGCACUUGUCAUUUGUGAAAAGCUUGGGCAUUAAAGGUAAAGAAGGCUUGAUAAAAAAAAAGACAGGCAGCACUCAACCAGGCCAGUCCGGAUGGAAUUGUUUUGGAUGCUACAGAUGUUUCUGUUGCGUCAGGUGUCAGCGGUUCUUCAACGAAUUCGUGUGCUCUCGUUACGUGAAACGUUGGUUUUUCGUCAAAGACACGUUUUUCGGGUACAUUCAUCCCGACACUGGCCGCGUGAAUUGUGUAAUUCUCUUCGACCAGGGGUUCGAGGUCGCUUCGGGCAUGUAUUCGAUGUCGCUGAAUAAAGGGUUUCACAUCCAGACUCUCUCCAGGUCGCUAACGUUCGAGUGUUGGUCGAGGAGCAAAAGCAAAGAAUGGAUAGGAGCCCUUAAAGAAGUCACCUCUACUACCGCACGUGACUUUGUUAUGCCCAAUCCCCACCACUCGUUUGCACCUAUUCGGAACAGCGUCGCCGCUUCCUGGUUCGUCGACGGCUCUUCUUAUAUGUCGGCAGUCGCCGAAGCUAUAGAUAACGCGAAAGAGGAGAUAUUUAUCACCGACUGGUGGUUAAGUCCGGAAAUUUAUUUGAAACGACCCGCCAUCGUCGGAGAUUAUUGGAGACUUGACAAACUGCUGCAGAGAAAAGCGGAAAGUGGUGUUAGGAUCUACGUGUUGCUGUAUAAAGAGGUCGAACUCGCACUCGGUUUGAACAGUUACUACAGCAAGCAGAGACUUUCUGAUUUACACCAAAAUAUUAAAGUGCUGAGACAUCCAGAUCACGCGAAAGUGGGAGUUUUCCUGUGGGCGCAUCACGAGAAAAUGGUUGUCGUCGAUCAGACUUAUGCAUUUGUGGGAGGUAUCGAUUUGUGUUACGGCAGGUGGGACGACGAUAAACACAGGCUGACAGACUUGGGCAGCAUCACCCCGACGGUGGACGUGUCCAUCAUAAAGAAGAAAACAUCAUCGAAUCCGGGCGGGGACUCGAUCUAUCCGAUCCCCACCCCUUACUACAAACAAUGUCCCACACCGGAGAUCUCGAAACCGCAGACCCCUUCACCCAACAUCACCAAUCCCGACGUUUUGCCCCAGCUAGAACCGGGCGACUACCUGAUGAUACCGUGCAAGACCCACGUCAAACCCAACACGCCAGACAUGGACCGCAAGAACGUCAUGGGGUUCAUUAAGACCAAAGGCAAGGAGUUGAUGAAUCUGGUGUACAAUCCGAAUGAAGAAAUGCCGGCUACUCCUGACGGGGGAACGGAUGGUUGCGACGUCGACGGCAAAGAAGACCUGCAGACUCCCGAACAGCUGAUCGAUACUUUGGACGGGUCGGCUAAACUGUGGAUCGGAAAGGAUUAUGUCAAUUUCAUUGUCAAGGAUUUCAAUAGGCUGGACUCACCGUUCGACGAUUUUAUUGACAGGGGUACUACGCCCCGGAUGCCAUGGCAUGACGUCGGGGUGUGCGUGCAGGGCGCGGCAGCGAGGGACGUUGCCCGCCAUUUUAUACAACGGUGGAACGCUACCAAAUUGGAAAAGGGCAAAAAUAACAAAUCCUACCCGUAUCUGGUGCCCAAAACAUACGACGACUACAAGACUCUGCCCGUCAAUUUUCCCAAUCAGACUUACAACGUCAGUUGCCAGGUGUUGCGGAGUGUUAGCACGUGGUCGUGCGGUUUUCUCGAACCGAACACUGUCGAGCAGAGUAUCCACGAGGCCUACAUCGAUAGCAUAACGAGGGCACAGCAUUAUGUGUACAUCGAGAACCAGUUUUUCAUUUCGCUGGCGUUCGAUAACCCUAACACGCGGAAUCAAAUCAGCGAGGCGCUUUAUAAGCGAAUUGUACGGGCGCACAAGGAAAAGGCUGUAUUCAGGGUGUUCGUGGUGAUGCCGCUACUGCCUGCGUUUGAGGGGGAGAUCGGUGGAGCUACUGGGACUUCGCUACACGCCAUCACCCACUGGAACUACUCUUCAAUAUCGAGGGGCAAAGACGCCAUAUUGAAUAGGCUAAAAGCGGCGGGCAUCGAGGAUCCCCAAGAUUACAUUUCUUUCUACGGUUUGCGGAACCAUUCGACGCUCAAUUCUGAACCGAUCACCGAGCUGGUCUAUGUGCACUCGAAGCUUCUGAUUGUGGACGAUCGAAUCGUGAUCUGCGGUUCGGCCAACAUCAACGACCGUUCUAUGAUCGGCAAAAGAGAUUCCGAAAUCGCGGUCAUCGUCGAAGACGAGACGUUUGACGACGGCAUGAUGAACGGAAACGCCUACCCGUGCGGCCGAUUCGCCGGCGGUCUGCGUAAGUACCUGUUCAAAGAACACCUGGGCCUGUUGGGCCACGAGGACGAGGCUAUCGACUACGACGUAGUCGAUCCCGUGUGCGAUUACUUUUACAGGGAGGGAUGGUACAAGACGGCCAGCUUGAACACGGAGUUUUAUGAGAAAGUAUUCCGUUGUCUGCCGUCAGAUAGCGUCGCUAGUUUCACCGACCUGAAGAGGUUCGCAGAGGGCAAACCAAUGUGGGUGGACGAGUUUUCACGAGCCGAAAAGAUGUUGGAUAGUAUUCAGGGACAUCUCGUGUUGCUGCCUCUGAACUUUUUAUGCAACGAAAAUUUGACACCCGCCGCCGCGUCGGUUGAGGGAAUGAUGCCCACUUCGUUAUGGACGUGAAGUUCUUUUGCAAGCUUUGCAACAUUAUGUUAAGAACUUUUUGGUAGAUAAAAAUGUACUUACUAAAUUGCAUUGAUAAUUUUGCACAAUCUGAGCAAUAUGCGGUUGAGCAUUAUCUUGCUGAAAUUAAAAAUUCUCACCAAUGUGAGGGCCAAAUGUAUGCAGGAUCUCGCUUAUCUGCUGUUAAAAUGCCUUUAUUAACCAAGUCAGCACAAGCAGUUAAACAUAAAACAUAACUUACCCUCUACUAAAUAAUCCGAUGUUUUGGAAGUUACAUUUUGCAUAUCUUUCAUUUGGUCUUCGAUAAACUCUUUCCCAUUCGUCUUCAGACCAGUCGAUGUGUUCUUUAGCAAAAUUUAACCUUGCUCUAGGGGUUAAUGCUGGUAGUGCUGGGUUUCUUAUAUCAAUUGAAAUUCUGAGUUCAUCUGCUUUUUUGCCAAUUGUUGUCUCCCCAAGCUCUUUAAUAAUGUUUUUUAUUUAUAGUCAUACGCAUUUCGUCUCGUAAAUUAUGCUGGUAUGGUUUGUUAUAAUUAUCUAGUUUCUAAGUAAAAGUUAAUAUAUAAAAAUUAUAAAAUCAGUGGAUAUAUUUUUGAUAUAACAUAUUUACAAUGCCAACAGUCUCUGUGAAAUAAUUGUUAUACCAUUGAUAUUAUUUUUUGAUAACGUCAUAUAUCCAGUAUUAGUCAUUUUAGCAUUUACAACGCAAAUAAAAGUAUUUGUUGAAGUAUUUUGGAAUGGUAUUUUAUGCAUUUUAUAGUCUAUAGGGUCGAAUAAGUUUUAUUUAAUCCACCAUGUUUAUUCAAGAUUAUUGUAAUUUUUAUUUGUGGAUCAUAAAAACUUAGUUGUUGGUUUAAUAAA
Cylas formicarius (sweet potato weevil) is the source of this 4466-nucleotide messenger RNA. Its product is annotated as phospholipase D2. Gene Ontology annotation, molecular function: D-type glycerophospholipase activity; phosphatidylinositol binding. Gene Ontology annotation, biological process: phosphatidic acid biosynthetic process; intracellular signal transduction; cell motility. The transcript is spliced from 13 exons. The record is from RefSeq and is a predicted model, not a curated record. The coding region runs from base 285 to 3608 and encodes 1107 amino acids. Lineage: Eukaryota; Metazoa; Arthropoda; Insecta; Coleoptera; Brentidae.